Molecule: messenger RNA, 2832 nt
Organism: Aphidius gifuensis
Lineage: Eukaryota; Metazoa; Arthropoda; Insecta; Hymenoptera; Braconidae
Product: lymphocyte-specific helicase-like
Exons: 3
Coding region: 253-2751 (832 amino acids)
Cellular component (GO): nucleus
Molecular function (GO): ATP binding; DNA binding; ATP-dependent chromatin remodeler activity
Source: RefSeq, a predicted model, not a curated record
GAGAGAAGUUAUCAGACAUGGAGAACUGUCCAGCUCCAGUUAACUCCAGUUGACUAAUUAAAAAAAUAAUUGGAACUUUUUACAACUAAUAUUUGACACUGACAAAUUACAAUUAUUAUUCAGCAAUUUAUGUUGUAGGUUUAAAAAAAAAACAACUUUAAUUGUGAAUAACAUUGACAGUAAUAUUUUAAUAACACAAUUAGCAAGUACAACAACAACAAAAGCUAAAAAGUUAUUAAUUUUGAUAUUAAAAUGAAUUUAACAAGUGAAGUAACACUUCAUAAAAUUGUUUCAAAUAAUGAAAAUUCAUCACCAAAUAAAACAGAUAUAUUACCAAUAAUAAUAUCAGGAUCAUCAAGAACAAUAACAUUGGCUGAUUUUCAAAAUGACCUAAAGCCUGAACAACCUGAACUAUCGACAGCUGAUGAAGAAAAAAAAGAUGAAGUUAAAAGUAAAAAAGAUAUGUUAAAAGCUAAACGUGAAGCUGAUAAAUUAUCUGAAGAACAAUAUAAAUCAGAACAACGUGAACAAGCAUACAAACGUUUAAUGCAUUUAUUAACAAAAAGUAAAUUUUAUUCAUCAUUUUUAUGUGAUAAAAUAAAUGGUAAUGAUACAUCAAAACCCAGUGAAAAAAGAAAAACUAAAGAUUCAUUAAAAAAACAACAGCCAGCAUUAAAAAAACAAGCUAAAAAUAAUAAAUUUGAUGAUAUUUUAUCACCACAAGCUCGAGAAAGAUUAAAAAAUAAAAUAAAUUUAAAUGAAAAACAAAUUGAAGCUGAAUUAAUAAUAUUAUCAUCAGAUGAUUCAGAUGACGAUGAUGAAAAAGUAUCAACAAAUUACAAAAAGCCAAAAUAUCUUGAAGCAGAAUUACGUGAUUAUCAAGUGAUUGGAUUAAAAUGGUUAACAGCAUUACACGAAAAUGGCAUGAGUGGAAUAUUAGCUGAUGAAAUGGGUCUUGGUAAAACAAUUCAAACAAUAUCAUUAAUUUGUUAUUUAACUGAAAAACAUAUACCAGGUCCUUAUUUAAUAAUUUGUCCACUAUCAACACUACCAAAUUGGCAAAAUGAAUUUAAAAAAUUUGCUCCAAAAAUACCAGUUGUAACGCUACAUGGUAAUCACAUGAAUCGUGAACAACAAAAACGUCAAAUAAACAAACAAUAUAUUAUUGAUAAUUAUUUUAAGACAUAUCCAGUUGUCUUGACAACAUAUGAAACAUCAUUUUUUGAAAAAUCACAUAUUAUUAAAAAUAAAUGGCGUUAUAUUAUCAUUGAUGAAGGACAACGUUUAAAAAAUAAAAAUAGUUCAUUAUUUAAAAUGUUGAGACAAUGUAAAUCAAUACAUCGUUUGUUACUAACUGGUACACCAUUACAAAAUGAUCUAUCAGAAUUAUGGUCAUUGCUUAAUUUUUUAAUGCCAGAUGUAUUUAAUGAUCUUGAUAUAUUUGAAUCAUGGUUUGAUAUUAAAGAUUUACUACAUGACAAAGGUAAAGAAAAAUUUCUAAAACAAGAAAAAGAUAAAAAUAUAAUAACACAUUUACGUGAAAUAUUAAAACCAUUUAUGUUGAGGAGAUUAAAGUCUGAUGUUUGUCCUGAUAUACCAUUGAAAAAAGAGGUUGUUAUAUAUGCACCAAUGACUGAUAUUCAACGUGAAUUAUAUACUGCCAUGUUGAAUCGUGAUAUUCAUUCAGCUAGUAAAUUUAAUAAGCCAGCUGUUAAUGAUGGAUUGAUGGAAAAUAAUCAAACAUCAACACGUACGAGUGUAAUGAAUAAAUAUUGUUUAAAUUACAAUGAUGUUUGUGAUGGUUUAAAUAAAAAAUCAGCUGUUAAUUUAUCUUCUACUAGUCAUGGAAAAUUAGGUGUUAAUAAAAAUAGUAAUAGAAGAUCAACACGUUCAUCACCAGCACUUGUUGAUGAAGAUACAAGAAGUGAGCUGGAAAAAAUAUGGGGUGAACAUGUUAAAAUAACUAAUAAAAAUCGUGAUUAUUUGUUGAAUAUAAAUUCACAUCGUGCUGUUAUGUAUAAAAUGAUUGUCAAUCAUCCAUAUAUUAUAAAUCAUCCAAAAAAUAAUGCUGGUGAGCCAUUGAUUGAUGAAAAUUUAAUAAAAUCAUCUGGUAAAUUUUUAGUUCUUGAUGCAAUGUUAAAAAAAUUAUAUGAACAAGGACAUAAAGUAUUAAUAUUUUCAACUUGGAUACAAAUAUUAGAUUAUAUUGAAGAUUAUUUAGAAAUGAGACCAUGGAAAUGGACACGUCUUGAUGGAAAAUUUAAAACAGAAGAUCGACAACAUAAUAUUGAUUUAUUUAAUAAUGAUCCAAGUGUAUUUUUAUUUUUAAUAACAACAAGAGCUGGUGGUGUUGGUCUUAAUUUAAUGGGUGCUGAUACUGUUAUAAUAUUUGACAGUGAUUGGAAUCCACAAGCAGAUAUUCAAGCUAUGGCAAGAUGUCAUAGAAUUGGUCAAAAAAAUCCUGUUAUGAUUUAUAAACUUUGUACAAAAGGAUCAUAUGAUGAAUUAAUUGUUAAUCGUGGUGUUGCUAAAAGAAAACUUGAAAAACUUGUUAUAUCAAAAGAACUUAAUUUAGCUGGUAGUACUGACAAUGAUUCUUUGAUGGUCAUGAAAGAAUUACUUAAAGAAACUGAACAUGAAAUUUUUAAUUCAAAAAAAGGAAUAUUUAACAAUGAAGAAUUGGAAAAAUUAUUAGAUCGUAGUGAUUUAAUCAAUCAAAUUAAAAAAAAUUCUGAAAAACUUAACGAAUAAAUUUAGCUAAAUUAAAUAAAAUAUACCAUGUGAUUAUUAUUUUCAUUUAUUUUAUAAUUUAUAAUAAAAUAUACAUAAAAA